Schizosaccharomyces cryophilus OY26 is the source of this 1197-nucleotide messenger RNA. RefSeq names its product cytochrome b5 reductase. The transcript has 3 exons. The record is from RefSeq and is a predicted model, not a curated record. The coding region runs from base 97 to 501 and encodes 134 amino acids. Lineage: Eukaryota; Fungi; Ascomycota; Schizosaccharomycetes; Schizosaccharomycetales; Schizosaccharomycetaceae. Gene Ontology annotation, molecular function: heme binding.
ACAAAAUUUGCCUUUUGCCUAUACUGAGGUCCCAUAUUGAGUAGUCUUUGUUUUUUUUAGAGUUUAAUUAUAAAAAAGUCGUUAAUAUCAGGAUAAAUGGUUGCACUUUUCAAGAAUCUAGGUAUAGGAGGCAAUGCUGGAAAAGCUGCUGAUGACACCAAGAAGCCAUUACCAAGAAGAGGUAAAUACUCCGUUGCCCCGGGAUACUCUCAACUAGAUUGGGCCAGAAAAGUAGCCAGUGGUGAAAACUUAUCUGGAGUGGAUAAACCGACGAGAGUUACUAAAGAUGAGCUAAAAAGACAUUGUUCGGAGGAGGAUUGCUGGAUAUCAAUCAAAGGGAAAGUUUACAAUGUAACUCCUUACCUUAAUUAUCAUCCUGCCGGUGUUAAGAAGAUUGUAAAUAAUUCUGGCAUAGAUGCUACUCAAGUCUUUAUGAUGAAUCACGCUUGGGUAAAUGAGGAAGCAAUACUAAGAAAUUGUUUUAUCGGUUACUUGACUUGAAGAUAUCCAAAAGUCCUUUACUAGUCGUCUAUGGAAUACUAAUAUACUUUUUCUCUUUCAGGUUCUAUUAAUUUCUCAAUAUGCCCUUAUAUAUUAUUUUCUGUGUUUUUUCUUUCUUAGACAAUACCAAUUCUGCCUGUACCAUAAUCUGUUUGUCCUUAUUACUUAAAGUCCGAAUUAUAAUUUUCUUAACAAUUGCCAUUUUUCCUAGAAAUGGUGAAUUAUAAAUCAUUAGUUUCAUUAGUUGAUGCCUUUCGUCUUCGAAAAGAACCAAGCAUUGAUUUUAGUGCUCCACGAAUUUCUUUAACUAACGACAGUAUCAGGGGAAUCAUAAUAGGUGCAAAUAAGGGUGCAUAUAUUCCAUACUUUGAUUCAUCAGGAAAAUAAACAGUGGUUACCAUACUUGAAUGAAAUAAGGCCUUUUGUGCCUUUUCAAACGCAUUCGUACUAUGGGAAAGAGUUAGAUUUAAUUUCCUCUCUGAAAGGGUAUUGUAUGCAAGAUCCAACGACUUCAAAGCCUCCUUCACAUAUGACUGUAUUUCUUUAGGUACAGCCAUAUUCUCAAUGGACUUGAUAAGCUUAGCAAGGUUUAGGAGUGUAUCAGUCGUUCCAACCAGGCUUUCCGCUAUCCUUUGCCUUAGCAUUCUCUCCAUUACUACUGGGCUUAGACUGAAUGACAAAAAAUCAUCCACACCC